Zonotrichia albicollis (white-throated sparrow) is the source of this 3920-nucleotide messenger RNA. The record is from RefSeq and is a predicted model, not a curated record. Lineage: Eukaryota; Metazoa; Chordata; Aves; Passeriformes; Passerellidae.
GUUCACUACUGUUAGAAUCGAAGAUAAAUCCAAAUACUGCAUAUCAAAAACAGCAGGACACCCUGAUUGUUUGGUCAGAAGCAGAAAACUAUGAUUUAGCACUGAGUUUUCAAGAAAAAGCUGGCUGUGAUGAAAUUUGGGAAAAAAUCUGCCAGGUUCAGGGUAAGGAUCCUUCAGUGGAAGUCACGCAGGACCUGAUAGAGUCAGAAGAGGAACACAUCGAGGAGAUGCCUGAAACCAGCCCUCUGAUUGACCUUCCUACUUGUGAACUCAACAAACUUGAAGAGAUUGCUGACCUAGUUACCUCUGUUCUUUCCUCACCCAUCCGUAGGGAAAAGCUGGCCCUGGCCUUGGAGAACGAGGGCUACAUUAAAAAACUGCUGCAGCUUUUCCAAGUCUGUGAGAAUUUAGAGAACACCGAAGGUUUGCAUCAUUUGUAUGAAAUUAUUCGAGGGAUUUUGUUCCUCAACAAAGCAACUCUGUUUGAGGUGAUGUUCUCUGACGAGUGCAUCAUGGAUGUGGUUGGAUGCCUGGAGUAUGAUCCUUCUUUGGCUCAGCCAAAACGGCACAGGGAGUUCUUGACCAAAACAGCAAAAUUUAAGGAGGUUAUUCCUAUUACAGACUCUGAACUCAGGCAAAAAAUCCACCAGACUUACAGGGUACAGUAUAUUCAGGACAUCAUCCUCCCGACACCAUCUGUUUUUGAAGAGAAUUUUCUUUCUACCCUCACUUCCUUUAUUUUCUUCAACAAAGUUGAGAUUGUCAGUAUGUUGCAGGAAGACGAGAAGUUUUUAUCAGAAGUUUUUGCACAAUUGACAGACGAAGCUACAGACGAUGACAAACGGUGUGAACUGGUGAACUUCUUCAAGGAAUUCUGCGCCUUUUCUCAAACGUUACAACCUCAGAACAGAGAUGCGUUUUUCAAAACUUUGGCAAAGCUGGGAAUUCUUCCAGCUCUUGAAAUUGUAAUGGGAAUGGAUGAUCUGCAAGUUAGAUCUGCUGCUACAGAUAUAUUUUCUUAUCUAGUAGAAUUUAGCCCAUCCAUGGUCCGAGAAUUUGUGAUGCAAGAGGCCCAGCAGAGUGAUGAUGACAUCCUCCUCAUCAACGUGGUCAUUGAGCAGAUGAUCUGUGACACAGACCCGGAGCUGGGGGGAGCUGUGCAGUUAAUGGGGCUGCUGAGAACUCUGAUUGACCCAGAGAACAUGCUGGCCACAGCCAAUAAAACAGAAAAGAGUGAAUUUCUCAAUUUUUUCUACAACCAUUGUAUGCACGUUCUCACUGCUCCACUUCUGGCCAAUACAUCAGAGGAUAAAUGUGAAAAAGAUGCAGUAGUUGGAUCCACUAAGAGUAAUACAAUUUGUCCUGAUAAUUACCAAACAGCACAACUACUUGCCUUAAUUUUGGAGCUGCUUACUUUCUGUGUGGAACACCACACAUAUCACAUCAAGAAUUACAUUAUGAACAAAGAUUUGCUAAGAAGAGUGCUGGUAUUGAUGAAUUCAAAACACACAUUUCUGGCCUUGUGUGCUCUUCGCUUUAUGAGGAGGAUAAUUGGGCUGAAGGAUGAAUUCUACAACCGUUACAUCACCAAGGGAAACCUCUUUGAGCCCGUGAUCAACGCCCUGCUGGACAACGGCACUCGCUACAACCUGCUCAACUCUGCUGUCAUCGAGCUCUUCGAGUUCAUCCGCGUGGAAGAUAUUAAGUCCCUUAUUGCACAUAUAGUUGAAAACUUCUAUAAUGCACUUGAAUCUAUUGAGUAUGUUCAGACCUUCAAGGGACUGAAGACAAAAUACGAGCAGGAAAAGGACCGACAAAGCCAGAAGCUGAACAGUGUCCCAUCCAUAUUGCGUAGCAAUAGAUUCCGCAGGGAUGCCAGAGCCUUGGAGGAGGAUGAAGAAAUGUGGUUCAAUGAAGAUGAAGAGGAAGAAGGCGAAGCUGUUGUACCUCCAGUUGAGAAGUCAAAACAGGAGGACGAUUUUCCAGAUAGCUAUGAGAAAUUUAUGGAAACUAAAAAAGCUAAGGAGAGUGAAGACAAAGAGAAUCUUCCAAAAAGGACUUCAGCUGGGGGAUUCAAAUUCACUUUUUCCCACUCAGCCAGCGCAGCCAACGGUGCGAACGGUGCAAACAGCAAAUCCGUGGCAGCUCAGACAUCACCAGCCAGCUCCAACGGCUCCUCCUCCAAGAGCACGGCCCUGAGCCCGGCAGUGCCAGCCCCCAAGGGAAGUCUAGUUGGGCUAGUGGAUUAUCCUGAUGAUGAAGAUGAUGAUGAAGAGGAGGAGACAUCUCCAAGGAAAAGACCUCGUCUGGGUUCAUAAAAGAAACCAAAACUUUGGAAUAAGAACUUUUAUUAUGGGGUUUCAAAUGCUGCAACUGUUUUAAGAGCUAAAAAGAAUCUGAAUCAGAAAGCUUUCUCCCAUGAGUAUAUAAGAUAAUACAAGGAGUAGCAAAAGAAACUCGGUGUAUCAGCUAGAAAGGGUUAGUUCUGUAAACACAAAUCUUCCGAGGAACUUAAUGUCUUUCUAGAAAGUAAGGAGUCUGCCAUUCAGGCUGUCAAAAAAAAGAAAAAUUAAAAAAAAAGGUGGGUUAGUAUUCUCAGAACCUGGAUGAUGGCUUCUCAGCAAGGAAAGUCUCAGGUGUUGGGAGGGAAAGGGGGAGGGAAAGGUAUGGUAACACUUUUUUAAAAAUAUUGCAGGGUUUCCCCAUUGUUUAACAGAACUAGGAAAAAAAAUGCAAGCUUAAAUUUUGAACCCCGUAAUCUUAAUUUUGUAAUGGUGCUGUCAGUUGUGUUCUUUUAGCAAUGCCUCUUUUAAAAAAAAUUUAAGGGAAAACUAACUCCGUUUGCAUAAGAACAAUCCAUAUUUUGGGACCAUUUAUUACCAACUAAAAUGCAUUUCUCAUGAUUGGAGGGAGGGACGCUGCAGUUAUAGUGCAUGUUGAGUUGUUUAAAACAGUUCAAAUAAGUUUUAAUUUGUAUUUUCCAAGAGGAGAGAAUGGAAGCUGGAUUCAAAACGGAAGGUUUUGCUUGUUUUGUCAGUGAGACGUCCAGAAAUCUCGAUGGCAAGGAGCAGAGGCUUCCCAAGGCUCUGCAGGAGCUGCCUGUGUCAUGGUGGGGCUGCACCCAGCACAUCCUCAGCUUGGGCAGGGCCUGAAUUCCAACGUGCUCCACGUGUCCCAGGGGCUGCUCCUCAUGGGCAGCCCUUCCCCUGUUUGGGAGCUGCAUGCUUGAGGUGGGAAUAACAAACACUCCCAGCUUUUCCACAGUGAUGGACUGAGCAGCAUUUCACACCAAAGCAGUUUGGACCAAGACAGGAUUAUUGCCAGGAGAACACCUUGAGGGCUUGGAGAUGGGAUCCACAAGCAGCACCUGAACCUGGGGUGGUACAAAAGCUGCUUUUUUAAAACACAAAAGCACAUUCCACAUAGGUGAGUGAACUGUGACGGGAAUAGGGGAGCUCAUGGCAAGGUGACAGAGGCAAACAGUCCAGGUUUUAUUUUCAAGAGCAGCACAUGAACUGUAAAUAUUUUAAUGUUAGUUUGCCCAUAUGUGAUCUGAGAUCAUGACUGAGUGAGAGGAGAUUUCCCAGCGACUGUGUCAGAGAUGUUCAAGAUGGAACCAGCUGCAAUCCACCACAUAGAUCACUUGUAAUACGUGUUAUGGGUCCAUUUCUCCUGGAAUAGUUUAAACUGAAGCAGUUUCUCUGUUUUGGAGAUUUUUGUAGUUAGUUUUAAUUUUAGCUCUUGUUUGGAAAAGAUGGGCUGUCUGUGUAGAUAUGAAGUAUAGUUUUUUCCAUAAAACAGAAGUUUAUUUUGUAUUAAAGAUACCACUGUACUUGUUUUACACCAUUUGUAUACAUGUGGUGAUAUUAAUGCUGAACUGUAAAAUUCAGGAAUUAAAAUGUGACCCUGUAAUUCCAUAA